Neolamprologus brichardi is the source of this 4547-nucleotide messenger RNA. Lineage: Eukaryota; Metazoa; Chordata; Actinopteri; Cichliformes; Cichlidae. The record is from RefSeq and is a predicted model, not a curated record.
AAUAUUCUUGAAUUUCUUUUAUUGUUUCAAGAUGGCUGACCAGACCAGAAAAGUCACAGUUUUACAAUCAUCUCCUGAAGAAGAUGACUUGCCCCUCCCCCCACCUCCCCCUGUACCACCUAGACCUCUCAACUAUGAAGGGCCUUCAUCGUUAAGUAGCCUUCCCCUGCCUCCACCUAAAGAAACCUUCUCCACAUUCUACCAGCAACGGCAGAAAAAUGAGCUGAAGAGGCUCUUUAAACACAUCCACCCAGACUUACGGGCAAGUCUUGAUGACGCAGUGGAUGAUGAGAUCAUGAAGGCAGUGCAGUCAGAAAACACUGAGGCAGCAGAUGCAGAUUAUCAGGGGGAAGUGCAAUCCAUGAGGUGGAUCUUUGAGAACUGGACUCUGGACAGUAUUGGAGAUCCUCAUUCAACCAAAAAGCUGAUGGAUAAUGAGGAGUUAAAGGGUGGAGAUGUAAGAAGCACCUCCACGAUGUUUGAACAUAUUGACAGCACCCAACUACAGUCUGCCAAAAGGCAAAUUUCUGUCAGGGGGGAUGUGAGAACAUCAAUGUGGUUGUUUGAGACCCAGCCCUUGGAUUCCUUAAAUAGAUCCGUAAAUGAAGAGGGUGAACUAGUUGAGGCAGUGCUGAAAGAACCUGUACAGCCUGGGGAUGUAAGAGGGACUCGUCUGCUUUUUGAGUCUAAAGCACUGAGUGACUUGGGGCGCUGCAACUCUAUUGAAGAUUAUAGUUUCCUGAAACUGAGGUCUGAGCUUCAGGAGCUGAAAGGUGAUGUCCAAAAGACCGUGAAACUGUUUCAGGCAGAACCUUGCUGUGCUAUCAGAGACAACAGUGGCAAUAUGCAUGAGAUUAAAUCCAUCUGCAGGGAGGAGAUCGACAGCAGUGGUGUUUGCACUGCCCGCUGGCUUUUUGAAACCCAGCCUUUGGACCUGAUCAGUAAGGGAACUGAUGUCGUGAAAAUAAUUCGGGGCAUAUCGCUAGAGGAGGGUCAACGAGGAGGUGUUGACCGGAAGAGGUGGAUGUUUGAAACUGAGUCAUUUGACAGAAUACCUGAGGUUGUAGGAGAGAACACAUUUGAAGGAGCCAUAGCUGAGUGCACAGGAGAGGUUGAUGUCAUCAACAAGAAGAAAUUCUUUGAAAUGAAACCACUGGCAGCAGGAAACAUGGCAGAAAAGUCUUUGGAAAAGGGAGACGUAAUUGGGGGAGAUGUCAAGACCUCCCUUUGGCUGUUUGAAACGCAGCCCAUGGAGACGCUUAGUGAUAGCUAUGAAGUCGGGAGCCUGAAGAAAAUUACCCUUUCACCUGAAGAACAAGGUGAAGUAAAAGACAAAAAACAGUUAUUUGAAAGCUGCAGCAUUCAAAAGAGCACUUCAUUAAAAGAACAAGUGAUUGAAAAAGGUGACGUGAAGGGAUUCAAAGAACUUUUUGAAAAAAUUCCUUUGAGCAAAAUCGCUCCUUCUGGGGAGGAGAUUACCGAGAACGAAGAGUCUAUUGCAGUUGGAAAUGUAAAAGGUAACAGAGAAAUAUUUGAAACAACUCCAUUAUAUGCAAUAAAAGACAGCUCUGGAAACCUUCAUAAGGUUACAACAGUCAGCCGAGAGGAAUUCACUCAAGGGAAAGUCAAAAACUAUAAGUGGAUGUUUGAGACGAAGCCGUUAGACCAACUGGUAGAAGGAAAAGCAAAUGUGGAGGUAAUCAAAGGCAUCACAAGACAGGAAGACAACACAGGUGAUGUCAAAACGGCAAAGUGGCUUUUUGAAACACAGACAAUUGAUGGGAUUCAUUCAAAGUUCAAUCAGACAAAGCAAAACUCUUCUUUGGAGGAGGAACCACAUAAAGGUGACGUGAAGACCUGUAAAUGGUUGUUUGAAACACAGCCAAUGGACAUUUUGUAUGACAAAUCCGAAAAAACAAAAGAUAAAGAAGCCAUUGAAGAUACCAAUGUCAAGUCCAUUACAUGGCUUUUUGAGUCACAGCCUCUAGAUAGCAUCAAAGAUGGGGAAAAGUACAAUUUGAAGCUAUGCAGCACCAUACGAGAUUCAGUCCAAUCAGAGGUUGGUGUUCAAACUGUGAAACAUCUUUUUGAAACAGAGGCCUUGGACAGAAUAAGAAAGGAUACAAAUUCAGAACAAAAUCUGAGAUGUGUCAGCCAAGUGAACUUUCAGUCAGGGGAAGUUUCGCGAGUCAAAGAACUCUUUGAAUCCCAGUCUCUUGACGAAAUAGGAUCAGAAAUCGUGGCAGCAUCUGAUCAGCAGAACCAAGGCGAACAAAUCGAGAAAGGUUCUGUAAAUAAAUUUACUUGGAUGUUUGAGAACUGCCCCAUGAGCCAGAUCAACAAGGACAACAAUGACACAAAUACGCCAAGGGUUGAGAGUAUUGAAAGUGGUGAUGUCCAGAAGAAAAAGUUUAUAUUUGAAACAUCGUCACUGGAUAAAAUUCACGAUGAACCCGUUGAGCAGAAUUGGGUCAAUGUGGAGCAGCCUGUGAGCAAUAUAGACGUGAAGUCAAGCACUAUGAUGUUUGAGUCCCUGCCACUGUAUGCCAUCAGAGACAAAGAGGGCCAGUUUCAUGAAGUUACAACUCUAAAAAAGGAAGAGGUAAUGAGUGGUGACGUAAGAGGAGCAAGGUGGAUGUUUGAGACAAAACCACUCGAUGCCAUCAAGGCGGAGAAUGAAGUUUAUGUCAUACGAGCUGUCACCCAGGAGGACGUCAAGAAAGGAGACGUUAAAUCAGCCAGGUGGAAAUUUGAGACACAACCUCUUGACUCUCUUACGAGUCGAGAUGAGCUCUCAGUCAGGGUGACUGAAGACUUCGGAAGCAGUAACGUGCAGCUGAAUAAACAGUUAUUUGAAUCUGAGCAGCAGUGCAAGAAGUUUGUGAGAAUGGUUAGUGUCACUGAUGUGCAGCGUGGCGAUGUCAGGACCUCCACCUGGCUCUUUGAGAAUCAAACAAUUGACAGCCUGAAAGGGGAGCCUGAGGAGCAGGGUCCAGUAAAAGCAGUCCACAGGGAAGAUAGCCAGAAGGGAGAUGUGAAACGCUGCACCUGGCUCUUUGAAUCGCAGCCCCUGGACAAAAUUAAGGAGCCAGAAGAAACCUCAGUGCAAAGUGCUAAAGAUAUCCCAAAAGCUGAUGUGAAGUGCACCACCUGGCUCUUUGAGACCACUCCACUAGACAAAAUCACCGCCAACAGUUUGGCUGAUACCCUUUCAUAUUUGAAUGAAAAUGCUUUUGUUCACUCAAGCGGCAUCAUAAUAGAGGCAGAUGGCAGCAGAAAUGUUAACAUGGCAAAAUAUAUGUUUGAAAACAAAGAAGGGGUGCAGAUUGAGAAAGAGGAUGUUGUUGAGGGUAACAUCAGGAACAUCAUGCUACAGCUCUUGGUCAGACCGACUCUCAAACCACAAGUAACUCUUCUGAGAGAAACUGAAAAAGGUAAAGUUAACAUAACAGUAGUCGAGCUUCCAGUCUCCCAGGCGACCGGCACAGUCAACAUCGAACACGAUCAAAGACUACAAAACAUUGCCCAGGUAAUUGAUGACUUGCUCAUUCCACAAAAUAAUCUGAAAAAGGGAAUCAUAAUGCAAGAGACUGCAGCGGGACAAGCAGAGAUGUCCGUUUAUUCACUCAUCUGCAAUUACGAAAUCAAAACCGAGAGUCUGGUUACAGAGAGGGGAGAUGUUAAGUCUACAAUUGGAAAUUUGUUAGCUACUGCCAGUUGUCAGAGGAUAGCAGCGUCGUGCAGAGUGGACGAAACAGAGAAGGGAAAUGUGAAUUUGUACAAAAGCUGCAUUGAAAAGGGAGAUCUGCAUUACCUCAAAAGUCUUCACACCGAGGCAUCUGAAGACGAAGCUGAUCAGAGCCUUCUGACUAAGGAACAGAUUGAAACAGUUCAGGGGGGUGUGAGGGAAGCAAAGAGAAGCCUCUAUCAGCAAAAAGAACAGGCAGAACGAUCAAUUUCUGAUGUUUUACCAGGGGACGUAAAGAACACCAAAAAGGUUUUUUCAUCAGAGUGCUCUGUCAGUGUUGACAGCUGUGUACCAAAGGAGGAAAUUGUCCCUGGAGAUGUCAAGGCAACAAUGCAAUCAUUAGAACGUGCAAAGCAACAGAGCAUGUGUGUGGAGCGGGAGGUCAUUACACCUGGAACUAUUUAUGACAUGGACCUGUCAGCUCAAGGUCCUGAAAGCGAAGGAAACCAAGCACAAAAAGAAGUCAUUAUAUCUGGAGACGUAAAAGCAGCUAAAAGGUCUCUUGAAAUGGCAAAGCAGCAAAGCAUGCAAGUAGAGCGGGAAGUCAUCAUUCCUGGAAAAAUAUACAACCUGAAUAUGUCCGCACAAGAGGAAAGCUCAUCAACAGUGGCACAAUCAACAUGUUCGUCCUCCUCAAGAUGCCAGCAAAUCAGGACUUCUCCGAAGUAACCUGUGAAGGACAACCAUCUAUUACAACACAGAAUUCAGCUCCCAACCCUGUAGCAAACGGAACCUCUAAAUCACCCCGCUCUGAAAGGCCAAGUCCACCUCCACUGCCUCAAAAGACUGAGAAACCACA